UUCCCGUACUUUCUCUGAAUCCUAACAGAUCAUACAGGAUAAAGAGACGCUUCUGCUUGUUUCCAUCCUGCCUUUUAACUGGGAGGACCAGCGUCAUCUGGGUGGAAAGUACGCUACCGCUAGCAGGAAUAUUUUUAUUUUUUAUUUUUAAAAGGUUUACGGUUUUAUUUUUUAUGUGUGUGGAAUAUUUAGUACAGUCGAGUGUCUGAACGCUCAGAGCACGUAUGUAAGGAGGUCAAGCUAUGGCCGGAGCGGUGAGUCUGGAACUGGACCCUGUCUUCCUGAAGGGGCUGGGAUAUCUGCACUCCAAGAGCAAGGACUCUGCCGAGAAGCUCAGAGCCCUCCUGGACGAGUCUUUGGCCAGGGGCAGCGAGUCAGUUUACCGGUCGUCACUAAAGGAAGUCGAGGUGACCAAGGUGUCACUGCCAAAAAUAAACAAACCAGAGGCCAAGUCAUCAUCCAAUUCGUCCUCCUCGUCUUCGUCCUCGUCUUCAUCCUCGUCCUCCAGCAGCAGUAGUGGCAGCGGAAAGUCAAGCAGCUCAGAGAAAAGCAAGAAGGAGGCAGAGAAAAGACCCGCUGAGAAGGUGAGGGUGGAGUGCACUGAUGCGGUGGAGCCCCUGAAAAAGCAGAGGCUGGACAGGCCAGAGAGCCGCUCAUCCCCCAUCACCUUCCAGCACAAGGACCCCCCCCUCGCAGACUUCAGUUACGGCGACGAGACCAAUGCCGACGACUUUGCCAUGGAGAUGGGCCUCGUCUGUGUGGUCUGCCGACAGAUGACAGUCACAUCAGGAAAUCAGCUUGUGGAGUGUCAGGAGUGUCACAAUCUGUACCACCAAGAAUGCCACAAGCCUCAGGUUACAGACAAGGAUGUGAACGACCCACGUCUGGUGUGGUACUGUGCGCGCUGCACCAGACAGAUGAAGCGCAUGGCUCAGAAGACCCAGAAGCCUCCUCAGAAGGCAGCGCCUGCAGUGUCUCUAUCGGCUGCUCCCGUGGUGAAGGAGCCCCUGGUGAAGAAGCCGGAGCUCAAGGCCAAGCCGGAAGCGGCCGGAUCUUUCCAGGCCUUCAAGAGGACAGAGAUGAAGGUGUCCACAGUGACAUCGGGAAGCUCUUCAAGCAGCGGAUCAUCUCUGCCCUCGGGCAGCGCUCUCACGGGCUGGGCUGCUUUUACAAAAACCACCACAGCAGGGGCCUCCGGCAGCAAGCCCGGCCCCAGCAAGCCCCCCCCACCCCCCGCAGGGCCCAAGCCCAUGGGUCUGUCUGCACUGGCCAGCGUGAAGCCGAGUGCCAAAGCACCAGGAGGUGCCGGCGGCGGUGCCGGAGGCGGGAGCGGUAAUGGGAAUAACGGUUCGUCCACAGCGCAGCUGAAAGUACCCCCUCCUCUCACGCUGGGCAAACAGCCUCUGAGCCGCUCGGCCAGCGGGGAGAGCCUGGGCAAGCCGAUGACCACGGGCUCUACCUCGCCUGGAACGGCGCCCUCCAGUGGCCCGGGGGGCAACGGCAGCUCGGUCGUCAACAGUGGUGGAAACGGGGGCUGCACCAGCAGCAAUAACAAUAACAGUAACGCCGGGGCCAAAGUGUCAGCAGAUGGCAAAACGCCGACAUCCCAGGAGUCUCAGCUCAACGCCAUGAAGAGACUGCAGAUGGUGAAGAAGAAAGCCGCACAGAGGAAGAUGAAGAAAUGAACAGAGCGGGAGGAAACAAAUCCAGAACUAAUGCUUCAAUCUCUCUGUAUAGAGGAUGCUGGGUAAUGUAGUGCUCUCUGUAUAGAGGAUGCUGGGUAAUGUAGUGCUCUUUGUAUAGAGAAUGCUUGGUAAUGUAGUGCUCUGUGGUCUAAAGCAACAGCAG
Molecule: messenger RNA, 1848 nt
Organism: Electrophorus electricus (electric eel)
Lineage: Eukaryota; Metazoa; Chordata; Actinopteri; Gymnotiformes; Gymnotidae
Gene: ints12
Product: integrator complex subunit 12
Biological process (GO): snRNA 3'-end processing
Cellular component (GO): integrator complex
Source: RefSeq, a predicted model, not a curated record